AUGGCAAUCAUUCGUUCUCCGGCAAUACGUCGCACAAUUUGUGGUGCUGCCCCUUAUUUGCGAUCCUCACAAAAGAGAUGGGCGCAGGUUCAUGAUGUUCGAUUCUUGGCCACCCAGCAAUCGGAUAGAAUUCUGGAAAAGUAUAGGGAGAAGCUUGAUCAAAAAGCAAAGGAACAAGGUCUACGAGAUGUGAAUGAACUAAAGGAGGCCUACAAAGCUAAGAUCGAGGAACUGAAAAAGAAAGCCACCGUGACAAUUCCCGUGAAUGCCCCUCCAGCACCACCACCAUCUCCGACUACUUCAUCACCGUUUCCUGCAGCUCCGCCUCCACCUCCACCUCCAUCUUCACCUCAAACUCCCGCCAAGAAGGCAUCCUCCUCAAACCCUGGGCUGAAGACUCUAUCCUCGUACCUGGAUCUGGAGAUAGUACGCACUUUACCACAGAAAGAAAUCGAGGCACUUUGGCGACUGCGACACGUCGAAGAUGCACAAUCAUUGUGCGCAGCGAUACCUUUACACACAUACAAGACCAUUGAAGCCACAGCAAAGAAGUUUCCUACCUUCGUCUUACCGCUUGCAAAGGAGGGUCAGGGUGCAGAGAUUCAUUUCUUGCAAUGGACUUUCCCGGCGGAAAAUACAGUCGUUGUUCUCUUCACGCAUCUUGCAGAAUACAAAUUGAGGGGAGAAUACAGUCAACCACAUACUACAAUUACUCAUCAUUUGGAACUGGAAAAGGAUAAGGAGUUGGUUUUAUUACAUGGACAGGUUGUUGAAGGGAGAGGGGUUAGCGUCGACGACGCAAAAUGGUUGAUCAUGUGUUUGCAGAAGUUUUAUGGUCCAGUAGGGGAACAGAGUGAUAGACGUAGGUUGUUGGAGAUGUUUGGAAAAGGUGAUCCAGCUUUCAAAGUUGAGGAUUUGGUCGAGGAGGCCGAAAAGAUCAUAUAG
Molecule: messenger RNA, 945 nt
Organism: Sclerotinia sclerotiorum 1980 UF-70
Lineage: Eukaryota; Fungi; Ascomycota; Leotiomycetes; Helotiales; Sclerotiniaceae
Exons: 2
Coding region: 1-945 (314 amino acids)
Biological process (GO): mitochondrial proton-transporting ATP synthase complex assembly
Cellular component (GO): mitochondrion
Source: RefSeq, a predicted model, not a curated record